This is a messenger RNA of Scheffersomyces coipomensis, 1011 nucleotides long. Its product is annotated as NADPH:quinone reductase. The transcript has a single exon. Gene Ontology annotation, molecular function: zinc ion binding; quinone reductase (NADPH) activity; NADPH binding. The record is from RefSeq and is a predicted model, not a curated record. NCBI's taxonomy places the organism in Eukaryota, Fungi, Ascomycota, Pichiomycetes, Serinales, Debaryomycetaceae. Gene Ontology annotation, cellular component: cytosol. The coding region runs from base 1 to 1011 and encodes 336 amino acids.
AUGUCCACAAUUCCAAAAACCCACCUUGUCUCCGGAUUUGAGACUACUGGUUCAUAUGAUGUUAUCAAAACUUUAGAAGUUGAAACACCUCAAAUCACUUCUCCCACUGAUAUAAUUAUUAAAAAUAAAUACGCUGGUGUUAAUUUCAUCGAUGGUUACUUUAGAAUGGGUGUAUACCCUUCUGCCAAUAAACCCCAUAUUUUUGGUCGUGAAGGAAGUGGAGUUGUAACUGCUGUGGGUGACGCUGUUACCAAGUAUAAGGUUGGUGAUAAUGUGGCUUAUAUGUCUCCCAAUGCAUUUGCUCAACAUGUUAAACUUCCAGAAGAUUAUAUUCAAAUUUUAAAAUUGAAGAAUGAGGCUUCUGAAUCUGAUUUUAAGAUUUAUGGUGGAGCUUUAUUACAAUCUUUGACCGCAUUAACAUUCAUUACUGAAGCUCAUGAAGUGAAAAAGGACGAAUUUAUUUUAGUUUGGGCUGCAGCAGGAGGUGUUGGUAGUAUUUUAGUUCAAUUGGCUUCACAAAGAGGAGCCAAAGUGAUUGCUAUUGCUUCAACCACAGAUAAGUUAGAGAAAGCUAAAGAGUUAGGAGCUGAAUAUGUGAUUAACUAUAAGACUGAGGAUGUAGUAGCCAGGGUCAAAGACAUCACCGGAGGAAAGGGUGUUGCUGCUUCUUUUAAUUCCGUUGGUAAAAGUUCAUUUGAAAGUUCAUUUGAAAGUCUUGCCAGAAAGGGUACUUUGGUCAGUUUUGGUAAUGCAUCUGGUGUUGUCCCUCCAUUUGCCAUUAACAGGUUAAGCGCUAAAAACAUCACUCUUCUCAGACCUCAAGUGUUUGGUUAUAUUACCGAGGAAAGUGAAUGGAAACAUUACUCUACUAUCUUACGUGAAGAAUUAGAUUCAGGUAAACUUAAAUUUGAAAUUUCCAAAGUUUAUCCUUUAAAAGAUUACUCACAGGCUGCAAAAGAUCUUGAGAGUGGAGCAACUACAGGUAAAUUAGUUAUUGAAAUUCCUCAAUAA